Stegodyphus dumicola is the source of this 2326-nucleotide messenger RNA. Its product is annotated as potassium channel subfamily K member 18-like. Gene Ontology annotation, cellular component: plasma membrane. Gene Ontology annotation, biological process: stabilization of membrane potential; potassium ion transmembrane transport. Gene Ontology annotation, molecular function: outward rectifier potassium channel activity; potassium ion leak channel activity. Lineage: Eukaryota; Metazoa; Arthropoda; Arachnida; Araneae; Eresidae. The record is from RefSeq and is a predicted model, not a curated record.
AAGCAACAGAGUGUGAGAUUUUAAUGACGCAGAACGCAGUCAACGGAUGCUUCAGUUUGCUCUGUCAAGCAAUAAGUACCAUAGAUAUUGGAAGAAGGCGAGUCCGUUUGGGAAAUUAAAGGUUAUGGAAAUAUUGCUCCGAAAACUCCAUGGGGCAAAGUAGUGACAAUUUUUUACGCCAUUGUAGGAAUUCCUUUAUUACUUUUGUGCCUUUCCAACAUAGGGGAUGUUAUGGCACAUUCUUUUAAGUUCAUUUAUUGGAAGGUAUGUUGCUAUCUUUGCGUUCGUCCAAAGAAGCGUCGUAAAAGAACAACCAGCAAACCAGUCACCAUUCCAUAUCGUGCACCCAUCAUAAGACCAUCGGCUGCCACAAACAUGAGAUCAACACAAUGUAAUCAUCCUGUGACAGACUCUCCUCAUUUACCAUCAAGCAGUACAUAUCACACAGCACAGAGCAGCGCUUCGCCUACUAUCAGCUCUUCUACUUCCACGCCAAGACACGAUGUCAGCCAAGUUCAAUGUUUCCUUCCGACCAUGCAUUCAAAUCCAACCAACAGGCCGAUCACGAACCAACACUUCACUCACCAGACUCAAGAUAUAGCAAUGGCACCUGUGAUAACAAAUAAGUAUGCUAUCCAGGAAGAUUUGCCAAUUGAUGCAAGACCUUUGCAACUUCGGAGAAAAGAUGGAUGUGCAUUGUUUGCAGCACCAAACAUUUUCACCAUCAUGAAGCAAAACAACUGCGACGGAUACCAAUAUGACACUCAUCAGGCGUACAGAACAAAUGAUAGAUACCAAUGGAAAAGAGACCACCGCUAUAUGGACACUGACAUUGACAUGACAGAUGAAGAAUCACUUCGUGAUCUUACUCCGGAACCAGACGAUGAGGAGGAAGUGACAGUUCCUAUGUGGCUGUGUCUAGCCCUCGUCAUCAGCUACAUUUGUGGCGGUGCAGUUCUCUUCACUUUCUGGGAAAAAUGGAAUUUCUUGGACAGCUCCUAUUUCUGUUUCGUGACUCUCACAACCAUUGGUUUUGGUGAUCUCGUACCAGGCACUGCUGUCAUUUCAGACGAUAACCAGUUGACACUUGGUCUUUGUUCUCUGUAUCUGUUGUUUGGUAUGGCUCUUUUGGCCAUGUCUUUCAAUCUGGUGCAGGAAGAAGUCACGAGAUCUGUUAAAUGCGUUGGAAAGAGAAUAGGUAUCAUUUCAGACGAUGAAGAUGAUUGACAAUUUAUAAAUAUUUAGCUGAAAGUCUUUAGAACUCUAUAUGUAAAUGAAAGGAAUGAUAAUUGUUUAAAUGUUAAAGUGGUUUCAAUGUUGCAAUUAUAGAUGCAAUGAUAUUCCAAUUCAAUAACUCCUUUCCUGUUAUUCUGAAUAUAAUUUGACACCAACUAGCAUCACAGAUAAUGGCACAUAAUAUUGCUCCAUAUCUUCGGGUAAUACUUCCAAGGUUUACCCCCGGAUACAUGAAACCACAGAUAAUAGCGAUGAAAAAUAUUUUAUAUCUUAUAAUGUGUUCAAUUAUAUGAAAAUAAGGGAUUCUGAUAUCUUAAUCUAAUGGGAAUUCUUUCCCGUACAUUAUGCAGUUUUUGGAAAGAAUGAUAAAAAGAAAAUUUCAUUUUUUUCCUUUGAAAGGAAUUUUUUAAAAAACGAUGUAGUUAACACGGUGAUAAUAUGAAUAACAGUAGAACUAGGGAAAGCAAUUUCAGAGCAGAAAUGUAGGCACGGAAACAAAGAAAAGUGAGACAAGCACUUUUUGCACACUGAGAUAGCGUUGAGUCCCUGUCAAUGCAUUUAUAUAAACCAAUACGAAACAAAGAGGGGAUACACAUAUUAGAAGGUAACCUGAAGCUUAUUAGUGACGCGAAUAUAUUAAUGAUCCUCAGUGAUCUCAUAUAGUCCUUCAUAUUUAGAUACAUGGGUGUAGAGAGACAUACAUACUUAGGAUUCGAACUCAUAAUACUUCAUACAUAUACAUAUGUAUAGAUAUAUGGGAUGCCCCACCCAUUCUCACUGAAAGAUGGUGCUAUCACCACUUUCUUGCUGGGACAGCGUCCGUUGGGAACACAGUCAGUCGUCUCCGAGAAGAGACAAAGUGCCGUAACGAAAGGAUAGUCGUAGAAGAGCAAGAUGGCAGGCUUAGGGUAGAUAGCCUACAAUAAUUCUGUUCAUCUCACAAUUCAAUUAAUUAGUCACAAUAUUUGUGUCAUGAUACUACACACUCUAAAUGUGCAUGCAAGCAUCAGUUAUAAUUUCAUCUACAUUUCCCUCUACCAUGUAAUGUCUCAAACGCACGCUGUACAUAAGCUUCAAUAAAUGUAUGAGU